This is a messenger RNA of Venustampulla echinocandica, 405 nucleotides long. RefSeq lists its product as uncharacterized. The record is from RefSeq and is a predicted model, not a curated record. The transcript has a single exon. The coding region runs from base 1 to 405 and encodes 134 amino acids. NCBI's taxonomy places the organism in Eukaryota, Fungi, Ascomycota, Leotiomycetes, Helotiales, Pleuroascaceae.
AUGUGCUACCACAAGCGUAUGGUUUUCAGCUGCGGCCAUUUCAGUUGGGGCCACGAGGUCCGCGCCUGCAAUGUUGAGGUGGCCUUCCGCCUCGGUAUAUUAAGAGAAGAAUGCGAUACCAUGUUUUCACAUCCAAUGCACUCCCUGAAGUUGCCAAAAUUGUGCCAAGGCUGCGCAGGGAAGAAGACGAAGCAGGAUGGUACCGUUUCGACAGUGAAGGAAAGACUUCAGGAGUUACAUCAAGUUGUGGGGAAGUGGUCGAAAAAGGAUGAACGCAAUGAGGACGGUCAUAAGGAGAAGGAGGCUGAGGUUGAGUUUCUGGAGCUUGUCAAGCAUGACGUCUCUGAGAUAUUCAAGGAGCUAGCAAUACUAAGCAGCUGCACUCCUCUUACACGAGUUUCCUGA